UCGAGCGGCUUUGAACGACUAUUAAACCGAAAAGCGUUUGGCAUUUGGCAUUAGUUCUACUUGCGCUUUGUGUGCGUUCGUUCGUUGUCUACAAUGAAAUUCUUUGUAUGUGUCUUGGCCCUAGCCGCCACUCUGGCAACCACAAACGCAGGACUGCUGGAACUGCUGAAGGGAGGCGGAGGCAGUGGCGGUGGCUAUGGCGGUGGAUACGGCGGUGGAUCUGGGGGAGGAUACGGUGGUGGUGGCGGCGGCGGUAAUGUCCAGAUAGUCAAAGUGAUCAACACCAUUGAUGGCGGCCACGGAGGAGGCUAUGGCGGCGGUGGCUAUAGCUCCGGCGGAGGCUAUGGCGGUGGUGGCUAUAGCUCCGGAGGAGGCUAUGGCGGUGGCUAUAGCUCUGGCGGAAGCUAUGGAGGCGGCUAUGGCGGCGGCUAUGGAGGCGGCUAUGGAGGCGGUCAUGGCGGCUCUCGCGUGGAUGUCUACAAGGUCAUCACAACCACUCAUAGCGCUGGUGGUGGAGGAUAUGGUGGAGGAUAUGGGGGAGGAUAUGGUGGUAGCUACGGCGGUAGUUACGGCGGUAGCUACGGCGGCGGGCACGGCAGUCAGUCCGGAUGGUGGAAGAAGAAGUGAGCACCCACUGCUUUCGUUUGCCAAUUCUCCGAGUUGCGUUCCGUUCCAUUUAGCUAUAGUCCAGAUAUAAACCCGUUUACCUGUACCUGCAUGAAAUCUUCCAUGAAGCGUCUGUUUAUUCGAAUUCAUCCCCAAAUUAGCGAAACUAGUUUCCGAUUGGAUCUUUAGACUGCGCGACGUCUGACCAAUAAAAGCAAAAGUCAAUAAAUACGACAAAAAUAA
Messenger RNA from Drosophila obscura, 849 nucleotides. RefSeq names its product acanthoscurrin-1. NCBI's taxonomy places the organism in Eukaryota, Metazoa, Arthropoda, Insecta, Diptera, Drosophilidae. The record is from RefSeq and is a predicted model, not a curated record. The transcript has 2 exons. The coding region runs from base 94 to 627 and encodes 177 amino acids.